UAUCUGCCCUGCCAAGUCCGGACAUACAGUGGUAUGGUACCUUAGAACUAGAAGGAUAAGCAAUUAACUGCCUCUCAACUUCGUCCUCCGUCUCUCUCAGACAAUGGCACAAACACUUGCAACGCCCAUUGCACCAUCACUCUCUCUCAUCUGCAACAGAAACCCAAACUCCAAAUUUCACCACAAUGCUCUCUCUUUUCCCACUUCAAUCCCUCCUAUGAUUGGUGGAUUAAGCAUCAAAUGCGCGCGUGUGGGAGGUGUGGAGAUACCCAACAACAAGAGGGUCGAAUACUCUCUGCAGUAUAUACAUGGAAUAGGGCGAACAAGAGCUAAGCAAAUUCUAUGUGACCUCAACAUGGAGAAUAAAGUCACCAAGGAUAUGUCGGAGGACGAGCUCAUCACUCUCCGUGACGAAGUCUCCAAGUACAUGAUCGAAGGUGACCUGAGGAGGUUCAAUGCACUCGCAAUUAGGAGGCUGAAGGAAAUACAGUGCUACAGAGGGGUGAGGCAUAUUCAAGGAUUGCCGUGUAGAGGACAGAGGACAAAGAACAAUUGCAGGACCUUGAAGGGCAAAAGGGUUGCAAUUGCUGGGAAGAAGAAGGCACCUCGUUGAUUUGAAAGGGGUUUGUUUUCUUUUUUGUAGUUGGUCGGUGGAAUGUCCAUGAACUGUUGUGCAGUGUUAAUUCAACUGCUAUUAUCACAUUAAUUUCUGUUUAUGAUAUUUGGAGUUGCAUAUAGUCCUGUCUAAAUUACUUUCUGAAUUGAGAAUAUAAUGGUGUAAAUGCACUUUCCUCAUGCUUUCCUAACAUAAAUUUUAUAGCUGUG
This is a messenger RNA of Ilex paraguariensis (yerba mate), 825 nucleotides long. Lineage: Eukaryota; Viridiplantae; Streptophyta; Magnoliopsida; Aquifoliales; Aquifoliaceae. The record is from the annotation of a GenBank genome assembly.